Nerophis lumbriciformis (worm pipefish) is the source of this 1278-nucleotide messenger RNA. NCBI's taxonomy places the organism in Eukaryota, Metazoa, Chordata, Actinopteri, Syngnathiformes, Syngnathidae. The record is from RefSeq and is a predicted model, not a curated record.
AUGCAAUGUUCCUGGAAGGCAGUGAUCCUGCUGGCUUUGGCCUCCAUCGCCAUCCAGUACACGGCCAUCCGUACACUCACCUCUAAGCCUUUCCAGUUGUGUACAUUGCCCAGCCCACAGAACUGUGGUCUGGGGGAUCAGGAGACCGAACCCCCCAUUGAACGCGGGGCUGGAGGCUGCGAUGAUUACCCUUUCUUUUCCACCAAUGCAUCCCGCAAAACCCACAUCCUGGUCUUGGCUACCACCCGUAGCGGCUCCUCCUUUGUUGGCCAACUUCUCAACCAGCACCAAGAGGUUUUUUACCUUUUUGAACCUCUGCAUCAUGUUCAAACUACACUAAUCCCCCGUCUAUACCACAGCCACAACACAGCAGACCGCCGUGUGAUGCUGGGUGCUAGCCGAGACCUCUUGAGAAGCCUGUACGGUUGCGACCUAUAUUUCCUUGAGAGCUACAUCAAACCAACACCCACAAACCACACAACAGACAAACUUUUCCGCCGUGGUGCGAGCAGGGCAUUGUGCCAGCAACCUGUAUGUGAUGCCUUCGGCCCAGCCGAUGUCAAUGUAGAAGAGGGAGACUGCGUUAAGAAAUGUGGACUUCUUAAUAUGACCUUGGCCUCUGAAGCCUGUCGAGAGAAACGGCAUGUAGCCAUCAAGAUUGUCCGUGUGCCAGAGAUCGGGGAUUUGCGUGCUUUGUUGGAGGACCCUAGACUGAAUAUCAAAGUGAUCCAACUUGUCAGAGACCCUCGUGGUAUCCUAUCAUCCCGUAUCGAGACAUUCAGGGAUACCUACCGGCUGUGGCGUAUAUGGAGGGCUACAGGUCGAAAGCCCUAUAAUCUUGACUUGAGUCAGCUCACUGUUGUCUGUGAAGACUACCGAAGCUCUGUAUCAACUGGUCUCAGUCAUCCAUAUUGGUUGAAAGGGAAAUACAUGUUGGUUCGCUAUGAAGAUUUGGCGAAAAAUCCACUCCACAGGACGAAGGAGAUCUAUGACUAUUUAGGACUGCCGAUGGAUAAAAACGUGGAAAACUGGAUACACGCAAACACCCGCGGCAGCAAUGAACCAUCAGCGAAACAUAAAUUCGGUACAAUACGAGACUCGGCAGCUAAUGCAGAAAGCUGGCGGUUGAAACUGUCUUAUGACAUGGUAGAAUACACUCAGACAGUGUGCCAAAAGGUUCUCCAUCAACUUGGAUACAAGUCCGUUAGGUCAGCUGAGGAACUGAAAAACAUGUCUAUUUCACUGGUGCAAGAAAAAACCUUUGUACCCUUUUUGUAA